AUGUCCAAACCCUCUUUAAAACUCAUAAAAUCCUUAAAAAGACUCCCAAAUUACUUCAACCAAGCCAAUGCAACUUUCCAAAUAUUCAAAGAAUACCAUUCCCCAAACCCUUUAAUCUCCUAUUUUGCUGGUCUUUACACAGUUCAAAUACUCAUAGACACAAUAUCAACAAGGGACUCAAUCACCCAAACCCCAUUGAUCCAAGAUGAUCAAGAUAUAACUACUCAUUUAGUCACUUUUCUAGAGAUCGAACAUGAGAAAUUACAACACCGUGAUCAAUUUAAAGAAAUUUUAAAAUCACAUAUCAGAUCAAGAGAGUAUUUGAUAGAGUUUGUGCAGGAGGUGUUUGAAACUGCUUCGACUUUGAUAGAGACUGGUCAGGCGUCUGGGAAAACUGUUACGGAUCUUUUAACGUGUGCUACGAUUUAUGAAAUAGCAAGGUGGUUGUUCCCUUAUACUAAUGAAGAGAUUCCUGAGGAUAAUGGUUCGAAAAUGGAGAGUAUUGUUGAAAAAAGUACAGAAGUUGAAGAUGAGGGAAAGAAUAAAGAAGAAGUUGGAUUAAAUGGUUCACAAGAUCUUUCAGAUUCAUUGGCCAACAUGGUGGAAUCACAAGAUGAUAUUGACCUUGAAAAUCAUAUCACAAAGAGUAUUAAAAAUCUAACUAAUGACAAUGAAGAUGAAGAGAUCCCCAAAGAGGAUGAAAUCAUUAAUAAGAUAAUACAAAAAGACCUAAGUAAGAUAGAUGAUGAAGAAUUAGAUGAAAGGAUAACAUAUUGCAGAAAAAACGCUCAAAGAAUAAUAACUGCAGUUAAAAAAGGUGAAAACCCUCAAAAAUUAGAUUCAAUCGAUUCAACCCCAAUAACAGAAGAAGAGAUUGCCCAAACAAUCAAACUUGCAAUGGAUGAACCAUCUGAUAAUGGAGAUAUAGCAUUCCCAGAACUACCUCAAACAGCACCAGGUGUACCUCAGGAUGAUACCAAAGACGAAGAACCAUCAGAUGCUCAAGAACAAGAUCCAGACACACCAGAAUACAUUUCCCAACACCAUACCAAAUCCACAACACCUAAUAAACCAAUCCCAAAACAAUUGAAUAAACAAGAUAUUCAGAUUUUUUUAAAAGAUGGUGAAUUAUUAGAACGUGCUACCAAAUGUGCAAAAUUCGCAAUUUCAGCUAUAAAUUACGAGGAUAUAGAUACUGCAAUGGCUGAACUAACGAAAUCAAUGGAAUUAUUAGAGAAAUUCAAACAAAAUCAAUCAUAA
This is a messenger RNA of Hansenula anomala, 1260 nucleotides long. RefSeq lists its product as uncharacterized. NCBI's taxonomy places the organism in Eukaryota, Fungi, Ascomycota, Saccharomycetes, Phaffomycetales, Wickerhamomycetaceae. The record is from RefSeq and is a predicted model, not a curated record. The transcript is spliced from 3 exons. The coding region runs from base 1 to 1260 and encodes 419 amino acids. Gene Ontology annotation, biological process: late endosome to vacuole transport via multivesicular body sorting pathway. Gene Ontology annotation, cellular component: multivesicular body.